Messenger RNA from Fusarium fujikuroi IMI 58289, 2217 nucleotides. Its product is annotated as related to monocarboxylate transporter 4. Gene Ontology annotation, molecular function: RNA polymerase II cis-regulatory region sequence-specific DNA binding; DNA-binding transcription factor activity, RNA polymerase II-specific. Bases 1 to 2217 code for a protein of 738 amino acids. Lineage: Eukaryota; Fungi; Ascomycota; Sordariomycetes; Hypocreales; Nectriaceae. Gene Ontology annotation, biological process: regulation of transcription by RNA polymerase II. The transcript has a single exon. The record is from RefSeq and is a predicted model, not a curated record.
AUGGCAGACCCAGGCGAUCUCUUCAUCGACUUUCCAGACUUUCAAAAUGCCGCUGAGCCUGAGACUAUCUCCCCUGGCAUUCUGCAGACAUCAACAGCGCCCCCAAAAAUCGGCAAUCGCUUUUCAUCCGAGUCUGUCAAGAUUCUGAGGAAUUGGUUCGCCGCGCAUGAGAGGCAUCCGUAUCCUACCAUCCAAGAUGUCCAGGAUCUUCAAGAGCAGACGAGUCUGAAUAGACAGCAGGUCACGAAUUGGUUUGCGAAUGCGAGGAGGAGAGCAAAGGUCCAUUCGUCGCGGCCGACAUCGCCAAUGUUUCGGAAUGAUGAUUCGGGGAAUUCUUCGGGGCAUCACACGCCGAUUGAUACGCCGCGGCGACGGGCGACUCCUGCGCCGUUUGAGCAUAUGAAUCCGCUGCAGCGAUGGGCGAAUUCACCACCGGAACAUGAGGCUGCGACAGUUGAUGACAUCUCACGAGCUGUUGCUGCGUUCUCAACACGACAGGGAAGAUCACGGAGUCAUGGGUCGUCGAUCAGCAGUAGAGGGACGUCAGUGUCAAGUCAUGAUUCUGGGUCGUACAGUUCUGCUCAUUCAAAACAAUCAUCGACGUCAUUUGACAUUUUCAAACGGCACAGUCGAAGGAGGCGUACAAAAAUGAGAAAGGAAGUGAGGACGAAUCUCCUCCAAGCGCAGAAUACAUAUCAGUGCACUUUCUGUACAGAAACCUUCAAGACAAAAUACGAUUGGCAGCGUCAUGAAAAGUCUCUUCAUUUAUCGCUUGAAAAUUGGGUCUGUUCACCAAAUGGACCGACAGCGAUGCAUCCAGAAGAGGGGCUUCUUUGUGUAUUCUGUGGCGUCAAGAACCCCGACAAAACGCAUCUCGAUGGACAUAAUCAGAGUGCAUGCAUCGAGCGACCGAUUGAAGAGCGGACAUAUCAUCGAAAGGACCAUCUGCAGCAGCAUUUGAGAUUAGUCCAUAUGUCAAAGUUUCUCAAAUGGCCGAUGGAUGAUUGGAAAGUCAUGACGCAAGAGGUUAAAUCGAGAUGUGGAUUCUGUGGCAUCAAUCUUACGACCUGGGCGAGCAGGGUUGAUCAUUUGGCAGACCAUUUUAAAGCUGGGAGUACCAUGGAGCACUGGAAGGGUGAUUGGGGGUUUGAGGGCAAGGUCAUUGAGAGGAUUGACAACGCCAUGCCUCCUUGUAAGUGCACGAGACAGAUCAACAAGCUCUUUCUAACCUUUUUAGACCUGAUUCACUACGAACGAAACUCGCCUCUUCCAUUCGCAGCUACAAGAGGCCCAGCAGAUACACCCACAAGUGCAUACGAACUCAUCAAGCUCGAACUAGAAUACUAUAUGCGGAAUCGCCAUCAGUUUAUAAUGCCACCAGAUCCCGAACUUCACUUUGAAGCAUGUUCCGUGAUCCUCGGCGCAGAAAUAUCCUCCCCCAACCAAGCGUCGUUAUCCCCGUCUUGGCUAUGGGAUUUGUUCAUGUCAGCUACCGAGAUCGCCAACCAAGCUAAACUCCGACCAACGAAACAAUUAGCAGAGGGGAGAUUGAGCCAGCUGAAGAUCAAUGGAAAGGGAAAUAUCUUUGAGAAUUGCGAGCUGGAGGCGGCGCUGCAGCAGUACAUGACUGCUCAUACAUCCAUGGGGCAUUUUCCAACAGAUUCUGAACUGCAGCAGGAGGCCUGCAAUGUCCUGAAUCGGACGGAGACGGCAUCAUCGCAUCCGUCGAGGAGGUUUUUGGACUUUUUGAUGAGGCUUGUUUGGAGCUCAACGGUUUGGCUGGAGCCGUUUCGUCAGAGGGCAGAGACUCUUGUGGCGUUGGCGAAUGAGUCUGUUAAUGAUUCUUACUUUCUAUGGGGUCAAACAGAUACAGCUGUACCGUUGGAUGCUUCGAUGGAGCUGGACAUGUUGCAGCCCUGGGUCGAGAAUCGAUCUCUGUCUCCAGAGGGAGUACCGGAAAUACCAGCGAUUCCGAUGCACAGCACGCCAGAAUCGAGGGCACUUAUACGGGAUAAAGUACGAACACAGACGCCAUUCUUUAUCAACGACAACAACAGCUAUCGUCGAUUGAAACGCGAACUCUCUCGAUUCGUCAUGACGACAAUGUCUCCCAACAACCCCAACCGGCAUAUCCCAAGUGACGACGAACUCAAGUAUCAAGCACGAUGGAUAUUAUACGAUGAGUACGUUUCCCGAUAUGCAAGUUUCAUUGGCUAA